CGAAUGACAAUCAUUCAUUUUGUCGUCUCAAAAUAACGGAGCAGGAAGCGACAUUUCUGAUUCCGUCUAAUAAAUAAAUCCUGGGAAGUGGCAGAAAAACAAAAACAAAAAACAGAUCCUGGUCACAAGACAGUCCUGUGAUGCGAGAGUGGGGAGGAGAAAAUAUUAACGUGAUGGUGAUGAUGUGACCCUGCUUACAGCCAAACCAUCCCGUUCCUGUCCCUUCAUCCGUGCCGGCUGCUCUUAAAAACAAAACUAUUCUUCUGUCCGGUAACCAGAUAGGGUUCUCGAAUAACAAAUGAGCUCCGAGGCCUAUCGGUUUCGUUACCCGUGAGGAUACUGACAGGUUGCUGUUCUGUUAUUGCCUGAACGACUCAUUUGACUUUGUCUUUCCAGCUGCCAAGAUGAUACACAGCCUUUUCCUGGUUAACGCAUCGGGGGACAUCUUUCUGGAGAAGCACUGGAAGAGUGUGGUCAGCCGAUCCGUCUGCGAUUACUUUUUCGAGGCCCUGGAACGCGCCACGGAACCGGAGAACGUUCCUCCGGUGAUCUCGACCCCCCAUCACUACCUCAUUAACGUGCUCCGCCACCGCAUCUACUUCGUGGCCGUCAUACAGAGCGAAGUGCCUCCUCUGUUUGUCAUCGAGUUCCUCCAUCGUGUGGUGGACACGUUUCAGGACUAUUUUGGGGUUUGCACAGAAGCAGCUAUUAAAGACAAUGUUGUUGUGGUCUAUGAGCUGCUGGAGGAGAUGCUGGAUAAUGGCUUCCCACUGGCCACCGAAUCAAACAUCCUAAAAGAGCUCAUUAAACCUCCCACCAUCCUGCGCACAGUGGUCAACACCAUCACAGGGAGUACUAACGUUGGUGAGCAGCUUCCUACGGGUCAGCUGUCCGUUGUACCGUGGCGGCGCACAGGUGUCAAAUAUACCAACAAUGAAGCUUAUUUUGACGUGAUUGAAGAAAUCGAUGCUAUCAUUGACAAAUCAGGAUCAACUAUCACUGCAGAGAUUCAAGGAGUGAUAGAUGCCUGUGUGAAACUUACAGGAAUGCCUGAUCUCACCUUGUCAUUUAUGAACCCUCGACUCCUGGAUGAUGUCAGCUUCCACCCCUGUGUUCGGUUCAAGCGCUGGGAAGCCGAGCGAAUUCUAUCCUUCAUCCCACCAGACGGCAACUUCCGCCUCCUGUCCUACCACGUCAGCUCUCAGAACCUGGUGGCCAUCCCAGUGUAUGUAAAGCAUAACAUCAGCUUCAGAGAGGGCAGUUCUCAGGGUCGUUUUGAGCUCACCCUCGGCCCAAAGCAGACUAUGGGUAAGGCGGUGGAAUCUGUCCUGGUGAGCAGUCAGCUGCCCCGUGGUGUCCUCAACGCCAACCUCAACCCCUCACAGGGCACCUACACUUUUGAUCCCGUCACCAAGCUUUUGUCAUGGGAUGUGGGUAAGAUAAACCCGCAGAAAUUGCCCAGUUUAAAAGGAUCUAUGAGUCUCCAGGCUGGAGCCUCCAAACCUGAUGAAAACCCAACAAUCAACAUCCAGUUAAAGAUUCAACAGCUGGCCAUUUCAGGUCUGAAAGUAAAUAGGUUGGACAUGUAUGGCGAGAAGUACAAACCUUUCAAAGGCAUCAAAUACAUGACCAAGGCUGGCAAAUUUCAAGUCCGAACCUAGAUGACCUCAUUCUUCUUCCAUUCCAUAAUUUAUUCAAUUGGUUUACGGCAAAUGGGGACAAAGAGAGGGAACAAGUUUGAGUAAAUACAUUUCCUUUGGAAUGCAUUUCAGGAUAAAUUCAGGAAAAUGUGUGAUAAGACUGUCGGCCAUUAAUGGGAGCAUGUGACGUCCAGAGAAGGCCAUAUUGUUAUUAACACUAUCAAAAUGUGCUUUUACAGGUCCAUCCAAUUUAAAGGGACAGUAACUACAUUUCUGAGCCUCAUUUUCUCAUUUACAUUUUUUUUUUUUGCAGCUGCUUUGGGUUACUGUUGCUUUCAAUCUCUUCUUCAUACCCUCUCUUAGUUUAUUUCUUUUUUUUACAACUCUUUACUUCACACUGUAUUACCAUCUACAAUUUUCUGGGUCUUAUUCCUUCAUUAGAUGGAGCUGCACUGUUAUGUAUUGAUCUGUGCUCUCUUCCUCUGAGGAGUGAGUCAAUAGGUGACUCAUUUCUGCAUUGCAGAACAAUAAUCUAUUACUACCAUUACAUACUGACUUUGUCCUCCGUCCCCAAUGAUUGUGUGCAAGGUAAAGCAUUUUUGACAUUGUAAAACACAGAACUUUUUCUUUGUUUGUUUUUACUGUAGUAUUUUGAUCGUAUACAACUUUUGUUUUAAUGUUUCUUUUAUUAUUUAUUGCCUAUCUGACAAUAAUCAAACUAUUUAAUUCAUAACUGACCAUAGCAAUUUUUAAUAAUGCUUAUGUGGUGCUUGAUUGUUCAUUGUCUCAUGUUUUACCCUGAAUGCUACAUGCAUUAAAAAAAAAUCAAUGAA
Messenger RNA from Carassius auratus (goldfish), 2473 nucleotides. RefSeq names its product adaptor related protein complex 3 subunit mu 2 (gene ap3m2). The coding region runs from base 405 to 1661 and encodes 418 amino acids. The transcript is spliced from 9 exons. Gene Ontology annotation, biological process: vesicle-mediated transport; intracellular protein transport. The record is from RefSeq and is a predicted model, not a curated record. Lineage: Eukaryota; Metazoa; Chordata; Actinopteri; Cypriniformes; Cyprinidae. Gene Ontology annotation, cellular component: clathrin adaptor complex.